AUGAGAUUGUCCGCGUUGCUAUUAGCCGGAAUUUCGGCCUCUGUGGCAUCUGCCGUGCCGCUUGUGGGAACGGAGCAACAAGUCCUCAACCUGGACCUUCACCAGGAAGACUUUUUACCAGAAGUCGACUCUGAGACACUUCAGGGACUCAUUAUUGAAGAUGCCCUGAGAAGCAGAGCCGAGGACCUUUUCAAGAUUGCUGAGCAUUCUGUGGCUCAAUUUGGACAUCCAACAAGAGUCAUUGGCUCCAAGGGCCACUGGAAAACAAUUGACUACAUCAAGAAGGAGAUUUACAAACUCGGCGGAUACUACAAUGUCUCCGUUCAAGAAUUUCCCGCUUAUAUGAGUGAGAUUUACAGCAUGGGGGCAUUUAUUAACGGCACUAAACCAGAUUCGCUCACUGAGAUGGAUAUGAGCCCACCUACUCCGAACAAGGAUUAUGUGAGCGGACCCUUGGUACUUGUCUCCAACAAUGGAUGCGAUCUUUCGGACUUUCCAGAAGACACUGAGGGCUCCAUUGUUCUAGUUCAAAGAGGUGUGUGUCCGUUCGGCAAGAAAUCCCAAAACGCCGGCAAUCUUGGUGCCAAGGCCGCCAUCAUUUACAACAAUGAGGAGGGAAGUAUUAGGGGAACGUUAGGCGUUCCUCCUAAAGGAGCUGUUGUUGCUCCCACUGUUGGCAUUUCCAAGCUAGAGGGUGAAAAGUAUGCUUCUCUUUUGCGCAACACCUCGUUGAACGCCUCUGUUAUGGUCGACUCGUUUGUUGGAGAAAUCCAUACAUUGAAUGUCAUUGCAGAGACAAUUGAGGGUGAUCCUGACAAUAUUGUUAUGCUUGGUGCUCAUUCUGACAGCGUGGCUGCUGGCCCAGGGAUUAACGACGACGGGUCUGGUACGAUUUCGUUGCUGGAGGUUGCCAAGCAAUUGUCCAAAUUCAAGGUCAAUAACAAGGUGAGAUUUGCAUGGUGGGCUGCUGAAGAAGAAGGACUCCUUGGCUCCAACUACUAUGCAGAGACACUUUCUCCGGAAGAAAACUUCAAAAUUAGACUUUUUAUGGAUUACGACAUGAUGGCAUCUCCGAACUAUGAGUACGAGGUCUAUAACGCUUCCAACGCCGUGAAUCCAGUUGGAUCGGAGGAACUGAAGAAUCUGUAUAUCGAUUACUACGAGUCGAAGGGACUGGAUUAUGUUCUCAUUCCAUUUGAUGGCAGAUCCGACUAUGUUGGGUUCAUUGAGAAUGGAAUCCCAGGUGGAGGGAUUGCUGCCGGUGCCGAGAAAAAGAAUGCUUUCAAUGGUGAGGUUCUGGAUCCUUGCUACCAUAGCCUGUGUGACAACCUCAGUAACCUUGCUUACGACGCAUUCGUGGUCAACACAAAGCUCAUUGCGCACUCUGUCGCAACCUACGCCAAGUCUUUGGAGAAUUUCCCUGCUAGACAGAAGACAGUGGAUGCUCUUGGCCAAGCUGGUUACAAGUUCCAGUACCGCGGCUCUCACUUGAUUAUUUGA
Molecule: messenger RNA, 1500 nt
Organism: Ogataea parapolymorpha DL-1
Lineage: Eukaryota; Fungi; Ascomycota; Pichiomycetes; Pichiales; Pichiaceae
Product: Aminopeptidase Y
Exons: 1
Coding region: 1-1500 (499 amino acids)
Biological process (GO): proteolysis
Molecular function (GO): metalloexopeptidase activity
Source: RefSeq, a predicted model, not a curated record